AUGGCCUAUCUUGAUCCGAUAGAGACCACCCUGCCGCUUCUAAGAGGGAAGAUAUCUCUCCAAGAUGCAUUAACAGAGGAUGACGACAUCAUCCUACGAUUAUCCUACCCUGCCAAACGCCUCGACUUUUGGCUUCAUCUCUACCGCAGUCGUCCUCAGAUCGUUCAAAUUGUUUCUCGGCACCUUAAUAUUCCACCCUCCGACUUCAGACUAGAAGAGGUAAAAGAGUGGAUUCAUGGCAGUUUCAACGCUUGUAUUCCCAUCACUAUUCUCGAAAGCACUCGGCAUCCAAGGUUACCUCCACGAGCCAUCAUCCGCUUUCCGCUACCAUACCGGAUUGGCGAGACAUUCAACCCCGGAAAUGUUGACGAGAAGCUGCGCUGUGAAGCUGCUACCUACGUCUGGCUGCAGAGAAACUGUCCUUCUAUUCCAGUGCCUCGCCUCCUGGGCUUUGGCUUCCCGGGAAUGCAAUCGUUUACGGCGCUGGCCAGUGAAUCGUUCUACCAUCGAAUGCUAUGGCACCUUCGUCGCGUUACAUCGUGGGUGUCUGGAUCUGCUCUUGCCCCGUACUUCUCGCACCGUCGCCAACAUCUCCAGGAUCUUGGAUACCUAAUAGUUGAGUAUGUGGAUCAGGGCAAGAUGCUUUCCGAGUCUUGGGAUCAAUAUCGUCAUGACAACAAUCAAAGGACGAACCUCUUCCGGGACCUAUCUCGAAUGAUGCUGUGUCUUGCAAAGGUUCCAUUACCUCGUAUUGGCUCAUGGACAAUAGAUGAUCGAGGUCUCCUCGCACUGAGAAAUCGUCCACUUACAUGCCUCCUCCACGAGUUGGAAAAUGCACAGAUUCCGACAAACAUGCCCCGUAAUCUAACCUAUACGUCGACGGAACCAUAUUUGUUGGACCUCAUCGCUUGCCAUGACGUGCGCCUUCGGUGUCAACCCAAUUCAAUUCAUGACAAGAGCGAUGGUGAGGCACAGUUGGCAGGCCUGACCGCCAUGCGGGCUCUCCUUACCAAAUUUACGGAUCGACGUCUCCGUGAAGGACCUUUUGUCCUAUCACUCACCGACUUGCACCAGAGCAAUAUCUUUGUGGACGGCGACUGGCACAUCACACGAGUGAUCGACCUCGAGUGGGCAUGUGCUCGCCCCAUCGAAAUGCUCAGCCCUCCCUCCUGGCUGUCCAAUCGCAGCCUUGAAGAACUUGGUUUCCACCUAGAGGAAUAUGCCAGGUUACAUGAGGAGUUUCUGGAUGUGUUCAACGACGAAGAGCUGACGUGUUCCAAGUCCGACUCAUGUUCUCGACUUAUUGAAAACUGCUGGAAGACAGGGGCUUUCUGGUAUCUCCAGGCGUUAGACAAUCCCAGCGCGCUACUCGCUGUGUUCAUUGAUCAUAUUCAGCCGUUGUUCGCAAAGCUCUCCACCGCCGCAGUGAAGGAAUUCAAUCGUGUGCUCACGCCCUACUGGGAUCGAGAUACUUCACAAUUCAUUUCUUCGAAGGUCGUGGAACAGGAUCAGUACUCCGAUCGCGUUCGAGAGAUCUUUGCAACUGCUGCUCUAUGCGACAAGCACGAUGAGGACGACCAGUGACAACAUUUGCAGCAAGCGGUUGUCACAACUUCAGCCGGCACAAGCUUUGGAGACAUGAGUGUGUCCUACUGUUGGCUUAGCAAAGCGAUGAUACCACCACGAUGCCAUUGUGACGACAUAUGUUCGAUAGUAUUGGUGCAGCAAACUCUACGACCACGCUGCUGGAGGUUUGCUUGAAUCGAAGCGAUGCAUCUACUGGAAUUCCAAACGGCAACAAGCGACUACAGCCAAGGAUCGUUCCCCUAUGGUCCAGGCAGACACUCAGGGCAAGCAACAAGCUCUGGCCUAAAUUCUUGGCCACUCCGCAUCCCUUCUCCUCGCUCUUCGCCAAUCACUGUACGCGGCACCAUGGAGGUCAUCUAUGCUCAGGACGUCUGCGCCUUCCCUGACCAAGAUGUGCCAAAGGUGGUUGCGUAGCCCUACUGGCCAGGAGGGCACACCCCAGUAACGCACUUUGAGUCCAUGCUUGUGUGCACCUCUUACCUGGCCCCUGAUCCGCUGAAGUUGCGCUUGAGUCAGUCGUGACCCCCAAACGCGCCCGACCGAUGCCGUAAAGCUGGCCGAUGCAUAGAAGCUGUUGGAGCGAUCGUAUGCAUUGUCGACUGGCUUGACG
Molecule: messenger RNA, 2197 nt
Organism: Exophiala xenobiotica
Lineage: Eukaryota; Fungi; Ascomycota; Eurotiomycetes; Chaetothyriales; Herpotrichiellaceae
Exons: 2
Coding region: 1-1584 (527 amino acids)
Source: RefSeq, a predicted model, not a curated record